AUGUGUGUGGGGAAGUGCAGCAGGAUCGUGGGGCCCUGCCUGCUGGUGCUGGGCACGUUCUCCAUGGCAGCCAAUGUCCUCCUGCUCUUCCCUGGUGGGACAGCCAAGUACCUGCUGGAAGGCCACAUCAGCAAGCAGGCCAAGGCCGUGCCGGGCGUCUGGGGAGGAGGUAUCAUGGUGCUGCUGGCAGCGACCUACACGGCAGCAGUGGGAUGGAGAUGCCCUGGCUGCUCCAACUGUGGCACCCGCAGCAACGCUUUCAUCUCUGCUGUGCUGUCCAAGCUGGCUCUCCUGGGUGCUGCUGCCUGCUUUGUCCUCUCAGGUGUGGGUUUGACCAAUGGACCCCUCUGCUUCUACAAUGCCUCUGAGUAUGGACAAGGUCUCCUCUGGGGUUACCCCUUCCUGGAUGUGGGUGGCCAGGAGGCUGAUGCCAGGGCAGGGAACUACCUGCACGACCGCAGCACCUGGAGCAUCUGCCUGGAGCCGGCGGGUGUCGUGGCUUGGAACGUCGUCCUCUUCUCCCUCCUGCUGCUCCUCAGCGCUGCUGAGAUGGUGCUGGCCUCCCUGCAGGUCCUCAACGGCUGCCUCGGCUGCCUCUGUGGCUUUUGUGAGGGCAAGUAG
Molecule: messenger RNA, 621 nt
Organism: Chaetura pelagica (chimney swift)
Lineage: Eukaryota; Metazoa; Chordata; Aves; Apodiformes; Apodidae
Gene: TM4SF19
Product: transmembrane 4 L six family member 19
Exons: 4
Coding region: 1-621 (206 amino acids)
Cellular component (GO): membrane
Source: RefSeq, a predicted model, not a curated record